AUGGCAGGAGCGAGCGAGGCACAUCCUGACGUGGCUGACGGCCUGAUUACUGGUAACACUUCUCGACAGCCCAUCCAUUUCUCGUAUAAUCCCUCCCACAACCUCGUUUUCGCCCCACAAACUCAUCUCGACAGUGGCAGCGACGUUGACAGCGAUCCCCUGCAUGCAAAUCUUCCACUUCCAGCGACACCCUUGCCCUCGGACACAGCUGGACUACCAAGCCCUGUACCUGGACCGUCCACGUACAUGGGCUACGACCAUGCCGCAAACAUUGCACAACGGCGUGGAGGAGAAGGUGCAGAUGCCGACAUGGGCGAUGCAGGAACCAACUUAACGGCUCAUCAUGCCUCCACUGUUCCACAGAUCGAGCUUGCAACCCCAUCCACAGCAGGUCCUAUUUCGAACGACGCAACUCAGAAAUGGCUGCCACCAUUGAACCACACGUCGCCCACCUUCGCUACCUUUCAAGGCCUAUCCCUCGACUUUCCUUCAAGUGGUCUAAGUGAAGAGAUUGGAACAAACAACCUGAAGUUUUCUGCUCGUGGCAGUAUGUUGAUUGAUGGGAAGAAGGCCAAUGGCACACGCGCUGGGACUCAUGUCGUUUCAGCAAGGACAAUGCCUAUACUCAAGGAAUCUAGUGCGCAGGAGGAUGAGCUGAGCACGACUAGGAAGCGUGCAGUCACUACCAUCUCAGAACGUCCACAAACGCGCUCUAUGUCAUCCGAUGAAGAAGCUCUAGCUGAGAAGGUCAGAGCCUUCUACGUCCUCGGUACAGACACCGUUCCAGACCAGGAUAACAAUUCAGUCACUGCGAAAAGAGCAAAUCUGCGCUGGCAGGAUGCUAUUCCUGAAAAUCGAGACAGCCUACUCAGCGGCACUUCUCCAGCUACCUCUACGACUGAUGUGUCCAGGAUGCCACCCAGUCCAACUUUCUUGAGAGAGGAUAAUGAGCUUGCAGGCGGGCUUGAAGAUUGGCAGGAUGUGGAUAAUUCCGAGGUCGACAGAUACGGCUUCAUCGUUCCUAAGACACCUCCAGUGAAUGCUGCGGAUGCGUCGAGGAUCAAUGGUGUAAAGAGGACACCUACUGGUUCAGGUCCAGGCUUACAACGAGUCUCGACCUCUUUACAACUGGCUGCUGAAACCCCGAGGAGGAAACAUACCAUAAGACGUGCCCCUAGUAAUGCUCGUAGCACUAAAUCGGACCAUCAGCCUCAAAGGUCGCCUUCCCAGCACUCGGUUCGCUCAACGAAAAGUGUCAAUUUACAUCGCCCUCAAUCAGCUUCACGAAAUCUGGCAAACCGUUUUCCGCAUAACAGGGAUCGUCGCAUACUGGACGAAGCAGGUGAUAUGCUUACCCUGCCAAGAUCCUCCACUGCAAGUACUUUGACACGGACUUUGACCGACGAGGGGACAACCACAACAGUUGGCACAUACGCUCCUCUAUCCACACCCCAAGCGCGCCGGAAAGAAGUUGAACGUCAAGAAAAGUGGCGGAAAAUGGCUCGCGAAGUUCCCGCUAAACCUGGAAUCGUUGGCGGAGGCAUGACCUUCUCUUUUGAUACAGCCUCUCCGAAGCUCAUAGAACAGACGGGUUACGUCCAAGGAAUGGCCGCUCUGGCCGCCACGUUCCUUGCUUACUAUGAGGAGGAGAAAGCGUUUAUCAUGCUGGUUCGGCUUUGGGAACUACGCGGUCUCGAAAAACUGUACAAAUACGGGUUCGGUGGAUUGAUGGAAGCACUUGACGACUUUGAGAAGCUAUGGCUCGGUGAAGGCGAGCUAAAGAAAAAGCUUGAUGAUUUAAUGAUCGGUCCCACAGCUUACGGGACGCGCUGGUAUCUGACUUUAUUCAAUUACAGUAUUCCUUUUCCCAGCCAACUACGAGUCUGGGAUGUAUUCAUAUUAUUAGGCGAUGAUCUGAAUGAUGAACAGACCCCAACAGCUGUGCAUAGAGAUGAUACAGGUAUGACGAAUGGUAAUGCUAAACUUAAUGGUGGAAAUGAGAAAGAGGAUGAAAAAGCAAAUUUUGGGACCACUCUUGACGUGCUGCACGCUACUAGCGCUGCACUGAUAGAUGGGAUGCGAGGGAUAUUGCUAGAUAGUGACUUUGAGAACGCGAUGAAAGUGCUUACGAGCUGGGUGCCUAUAAGAGAUGAGGAUCUGUUCAUGAGAGUCGCAAGGGCGGAGUGGAAAUUGCAUGAGCAGAGACGGUUGGGAAAGAAGAAGUCAUAG
Lithohypha guttulata is the source of this 2229-nucleotide messenger RNA. RefSeq lists its product as uncharacterized. The transcript has 2 exons. NCBI's taxonomy places the organism in Eukaryota, Fungi, Ascomycota, Eurotiomycetes, Chaetothyriales, Trichomeriaceae. The record is from RefSeq and is a predicted model, not a curated record. The coding region runs from base 1 to 2229 and encodes 742 amino acids.